Molecule: messenger RNA, 1687 nt
Organism: Solanum lycopersicum (tomato)
Lineage: Eukaryota; Viridiplantae; Streptophyta; Magnoliopsida; Solanales; Solanaceae
Molecular function (GO): acetylglucosaminyltransferase activity
Source: RefSeq, a predicted model, not a curated record
CCACCCCCACACACACACCCAAAAAAAAUGCAAUUUUUUCAAGUAAAUAGCAAAACCUCAUCAUGCCAUGGCAUCAAAAAUCUUAUUUUAAUAUCUUGUUUUGCUUGCACAAUUUAUUUUCUAUAUCCAUUCAUUCUUGUUCCAAAUUCCAAUUUUCUUGAUUAUUCCUUACAUGAUCAACCAUUUGGUUUAUCAUCACCAAUUACUCUUCAAAAUGUUGUUUUUGGAAUUGCAUCUAGUUCAAAAUCAUGGUCAAAGAGAAAAGAAUAUGUGAAACUUUGGUGGAAGCCAAAUGAAAUGAGGGGUUGUGUGUUUCUUGAAAAAGAUUUGCCUAAUAGUACAACUACUACAAAUGGUUCAAUUUCUCUUCCUCCAAUUUGUAUUUCAAAUGAUAUUUCAAGAUUCCCAUAUUCAAAUAAAGGUGGGAGUCCAUCAGCAAUUAGAGUGGCACGUGUCGUGUCAGAGACAGUCGCGCUUUAUCUUAAUCAUUCAGAUGAUGAUGUGAAGUGGUUUGUUUUUGGAGAUGAUGACACUAUUUUCUUCCAAGAAAAUUUGGUGAAGACAUUGUCUAAAUAUGACAAUGGGCUUUGGUAUUACAUUGGGUCAAAUUCAGAAAGUUUUAUACAAAACAAGUUUUUCUCAUUUGAUAUGGCUUUUGGUGGUGCUGGUUUUGCUAUAAGUUAUCCAUUAGCUAAAAUUUUGGCUAGAGUUUUUGAUUCGUGUAUAGAGAGAUAUGCACAUCUUUAUGGAAGUGAUGGUAGAAUUCAUGCCUGUUUGACAGAACUUGGUGUUACAUUAACACAUGAGCCAGGCUUUCAUCAGAUGGAUUUUCUUGGAAAUGCAUUUGGAUUAUUAGCUGCACAUCCAAUUAGACCUUUGGUAUCACUACAUCACAUGGAGAAAAUUGAUCCAAUUUUCCCUAACAUGACAAGAAUGAAGUCCCUGGAGCAUUUGUACCAUGCUGCAAAUUUUGAUCCACAAAGAAUUUUGCAGCAAACAGUAUGCUACGAUCGACGAUUUUCGUGGACAGUGUCAGUGUCAUGGGGCUAUGUUGUACAAGUUUUUGAGAACAAUGUACAAUUGCCUGAUGCACUACGUGUGCAGGAGAGUUACUUGCCCUGGAAAAAGAAUGCUUAUAGUACACUUUAUGAGUUUAAUACAAGGAAAUUUGAGGUUGAUAUAUGUAAAAGACAACUUGUUUAUUUCUUGGAUGAAGUAUCUUUGGGAGUUGAUGGAAUAAAAACUAUUUACAAGAAGAGAGCAUAUGAUAAUUGCACAUUUACCAAGAAUUCACCAAGGAAAUUAGAUGAAAUUAGAGUAUUCUCUCACAAGUUAGAGCUUGACAAAAAGAAGUUGGUAGCACCAAGAAGGCAUUGCUGUGAUAUAUUAACUUCUACAUCUGAUCAAGUGAUGGAAAUAGGGAUAAGAGAAUGCAAAGAAGAUGAACUUAUUUACAUGCAUAAUUAGAGAUGAAAUUAUUAUUUUUCUUUGCUUGUGACAUAAUUUAGAUAAAAAAGAUCCAGAGUCAGAUAAAUAAACAGGGAUGUCAUAAUUAAUUGUUAUUGUAUAUGUAUUAAUUUUACUUAGUUUAGAUAUAUACUUUACUAAAGCAAUUUAGAGAGCUAUUAGGACUUUUUUUUAUCAAGAAAAAUCUCAAAUUUGAAGGAAAGUUAAAGAAUUUUUAAAA